Pararge aegeria (speckled wood butterfly) is the source of this 6235-nucleotide messenger RNA. Its product is annotated as protein PF14_0175-like. NCBI's taxonomy places the organism in Eukaryota, Metazoa, Arthropoda, Insecta, Lepidoptera, Nymphalidae. The record is from RefSeq and is a predicted model, not a curated record. The coding region runs from base 111 to 6119 and encodes 2002 amino acids. Gene Ontology annotation, molecular function: chitin binding. Gene Ontology annotation, cellular component: extracellular region. The transcript is spliced from 3 exons.
UGACCGUACAAAUUAUCUAUGAUGAAGAAAAUCUUGUUACUCCAUUAUACACUAUUAGUAAAAUAACAAGUGUGUUUCGUAUCACCAUAACACUGAACUGAAAUGUGGUCAUGGCUUUUAAUAAACAUAAAGAGAGUGAUCUUUUUAUACUCCUUUUGACAACAGCGUUUAUCAUGCCAGUCCUAGCGACAACAAAUAUUGACUGCAAAGGGAAAGCUUUUCACUGUUUUAAUUCAACGCAUUUUAAAAUAUGCGUUGAUCUCGGCGGUGUUUCCAAAACAGUUGACGACUUUCUUAUACCAUGCCCACCAAGUACAGUGUGUACAGAAAAUAAUUAUUUUGAAUGUGAAUACCAAAUUUCGACCACUUCUGCCGCAAUGCCAAUACAGAGUGAUGUAACGAACGAAUUUAUCGAAAAAAUUGAAUCUACUCCUUGGGAAUUAUUUGAUGUUACUACAUUGCGUUCUGUAAAUAAUGUGGAAAAUGUGACGCUGUUAGAAAACAGCACAAUAACUUUAUCUGAAAUAGUGUCUGACGCAGUAGGUUUUGAAAUAGAUAAUAAUAAUACAUAUGUUAAUGACCUUCUAAAUGAAGAGAUUACCGCCAGUUAUCCACAUAACACGAAAAAAAAUGACUUAAGUGACAGUGAUAAAAGCAAUUUACCUCAACAAGUUUCAAUUUUGAAUAAACAACUAACUUCUACAACAAUAACUUCUGCUACGAUUGAUAAUGUAAGCUCAAAUAUUUCAUCUGCAGCGGUAUCAGAAAAUUAUUCAGGUACUGCAAGUGAUUUAUCGAUUGAAUUAAUUAACACUAUCGUAACAACACCUUUAAGUACUGGUGAAGACGUGGAUUUCACUCAAUUAUUUUCUACUGUCAUUACUGAUAAUUUAAAGAAGUCAGAUUCAACACGUAAAGUUAAAAACUACUUAACCAAUGACAUUUCGAUUGGUGUAUAUGAACCUGUUACAACAACACCUAUGAAUAAUAUAAGAAACAAUGAUCUUAUUUCAACAGAAUUACUCUCGCCGCUAGAAACUGAUAAUUUAAGCACAUCACUUGCCACAGAAAAGUCAUCCAUCUACUCAGGCUCGCAAAGUAAGAUAUCGAGCAAUUUAUAUAAAGAUGUGACAUCAACAUCGACAACUACAGUAAGCGAAGUUUCUGCAUUCGCUAAAUUAUUUUCUCCAUUUAAAACUAAUGAUUUAAGCCCAAGAAAUUCAUUCACAACAGAAAAAAGUGAAGUAUUGGUAGACCUAUUUAAUUCUUACAAUACGAUAGGCCCUCUAGCAUUAGCUACUACUAAAGCAAAUCCUAUGAGUAUUACAAAUGUGGCAAUGAAAAAUGACAAUUUGGAAAGUUCUUCUAUCAAAGAAAAAAAACCGCCCAUAAAUAGGGUUGAUCCGACUUCGACACAUACGUCAGUGGCAGAUUCUACUCUGACGGAAAUAGCAAUCUCCUCAUGCACUGAAAGCGAAAUAUCGAUUGAUUUAAAUAAAAACGUGACACCAUCACCGAAGAAUCAAGAUUACAUAUCAACCAAAUCAUCUUAUUCGAAGAAAAGGAUGGAUUUAACCCCAAAUACAACAGCAGCUACAAAAGGAAAUAUAGUUACUAAAAGUGAAAUAUUGGUUGAUUUAUUCAAUCCCGUUACAAAAGCACCUUUGAAGAAUGUAGUAACUGAAGAAUUUAAUAAAGAUUUGAUGCCAACAACAAAAUAUUUUUCUGAGAACAAGAAUUAUAUAAAUGCUGAAAACAUUGUAAAGGAGAUUUCCUCAGAUAACAUUAAUUUUUCUUCAUUCUCUGAUUAUAAUUUAGCAAGUACUCAACAGUAUACUACAAUACCCCCUCCAACGGGAGCUACUACUAAGACAAAUGAGUUCAAUGCUACAAAUGUGGUAUUGAACAGUUUAGAAAGUUCUUCUAUCAAUAAAGAAAGCACUCACAUAAAUAGGAUUGUCAAUACUUCGGCACAUACGUCAACGGCGGAUUCUGUUCUGGAGGACAAGGUAGCAAUCUUCUCAGGCACUGAAAGCCAACCGUCGAUUGAUUUGUAUAAAAAAGUGAUACCAGCACCGAAUAAUCAAGAAUUAUCUUCUUUAGGCAAUACUGUUUCCACCUCAACAGCAGCUCCAAAAAAAUAUAUAGUUACUGAAAGUGGAAUAUCUGUUGAUUUAUUUAAUACUGUAAUACCAACAUCUUUAGAUGAAAAAGAAAAUGAAGAAUUAAAUAAAGAUUUCAUACCUACGAAAAAAUCUUUUUUAGUGAACGAGAAUUAUAUAAAUGCUGAAAACAUUGGAAAGGGGUCAUCGUCAGAUAACAUUAAUUUAUUUUCAUUUUCUGAUUAUAAUUUACUAAGUACUCAACAGUAUACUACAAUAGGCCCUCCAACAGGAGCUACUACUAAAGCAAAUGAGUUAAAUGCCAUGAGGAUUACAAAUGUGGCAAAGAAAACGAACACUUUAGAAAGUACUUCUAUCAAUGACAAAAAUUCGCGCACAAAUAGGAUUGAUUCGACACAAACGUCAAUGGCGGAUUUUGUUCUCAAAGAAAAAAAAGAAAUCUACUCAGACGCUGAAAGGGAAAUAUCGAUGGAUUUAUAUAAACACGCGAUACCAGCACCGAAGAAUCAAGAUUAUACAUCAACCAAAAUUCCUUCUUCACAGGAAAAGGUUGACUUAAGUCCAAUUAAUUCAAUUACAACGGCAGCUACAAAAGAAUAUACAGUUACUGAAAGUGAAAUAUUAGUUGAUUUAUUUAAUCCUGUUACAACAACAUCUAUGAAUAAUAUGGAAACUGAAGAAAUAAAUAAAGAUAACAUACCUACGACAAAAUCUUUGUCUGCGAACGAGAAUUAUAUAAUUACUCAAAACAUUGUAAAUGGGUCAUCAUCAAAUAACAUGAAUUUCUCUUCUUUAUCUGAUUAUAAUUUUGCAAGUACUCAACAGUAUACUACAUUGGAUCCUCAGAUCCAAAAUAAUACAAUUUACAAUGAGUUAAAUGCAGUGAGUUUUUAUAAAAAUGCAAGUGAAUUUUAUACAAAUGUUGCAAUGAAAACUUCUCAGGGAUUGGAAGAUUCUACGACUGCUGCUUCAGCAGCAGAUGCUACUUUAGUAGCUUUAAAUAAUACUAUGGAAGGAUUUUCAAUUACGGAACAGCAUGAUUUUGUGCCGUUAAUAAGUAAAAGUAACCUAAUUUCUGAAAAAAUUGAAACAAGCUCAUUAUUAGAUUCCGAUGGUGGAAAUGUUUAUCAGAGUACAAAUAUGAAAGGUGUAAAUUUGCAAAGCAAAGCUUCCACGAUAAAUUUAAACGGAUGGUUUACAAAUAUUACAAAGAAAAUUUCUAAUGGGGCUGUUAAAGAAAUUUUAAUGCCUAAAAAUGAAUCUGACAUUAAAGGUACAACGUCGCCAAGUGCGGAUUUUAUACCGAAAGUAACAAAUGCUUACAGUGAUGAAACAAAUUUUACAGCACCUGUAAACAUACGGUUAAAUAACACUACCGAUUUGUUUUUAAUUCAGGACAAUAAUGUAUUACCUUCACCCAUAAUGUUAGCAACUGAAAACAUUGUGACGAAGUCAUCAGAUGUGUAUGAUACGACUAUUAGAAUCAUUGCAGAAUCACAUAUAACGAAUACAAAUCAAGACAAUAACAUGACCAAUGCUAACCUAUCAAUAUUGUAUAUAAAUAAUGAAACCCCACUGUAUCCGUCAACUACAGAAAACCAAAUACCGUUAAAGACGGAAAAUGUAACAUAUGGGAUGGGAAUUAGUAAAAAUGUAACUAAAAUUGAUAUCUCAACGAGAAUGAUUAUUAAUGAACAUAAUUCUACAAGCGCAAAACCGGUAAAUUUGAAUACCAAGCCUCUAAUAUACUACAAUAACAGUUACGCUGGUUCGAAUGACAACAUUUUCAGUAGCACAAAUACUCAAACUACUACUGAGAAUGUAGCUAAGUCAUUAAGUUUGAUCUUACAAUCAUCUGAAAUAACCCAGACUAAGGACUCCUCCUCUAGGGAGGGUAAUAUUUUGCCGCCUCUUGUAAGAGAUAUACAAAAUAGCUCGUUUGGUGAAGCUAAGAAGACUAUUAUUUUUCACACGUCACGGGAUUUAAAACUAGACAAAGGUAGCACUUAUAGUAUAAGUAAAAAAGAAUUUCCAGUUAGCACAGAAUUUAUUUUAACUAAAACUUCGAAAAAUAUUUUUAAUGAUAAAAUCAGAACUAUAGAUGAAGAUCAGGACAACAUAACGCCAGCACUAGAAAUCAAUAAUAAUAGAAUAUCUUCCACAAGUUCUGGAAUGCAUAUAUUGGUCAGUACAGAUAGACCAAGUCUGCUAAGGCCAGAUUUACUCUAUAACAAAAAUAAAUAUGCCACGAAUACAUUAAAACCUAUACCUUCACAGUUAAAAAAUAGUAAUUUUCAAAGCAAUACCGCGCCAGCUAAAAUCCAAAAUGAAAAUACUACAAAAGGGAAUACCAUAUUAACUAAUCAUACUAAAGCUAAUUCACAAAUAACUCAGAUGCAAAUGAAAAAAACAUCUAUUCCCGAAAAAGAGUUACGUGUGAGUGCGACACCAACCAUAGAUUUUGUGGAUAUUGCAAUAAAAAGUAAAAAUAUUUCAACUUAUAGCAUUUUAUCAGACAAUAUAAACAAUGAAAAUAAUAAAAUUAAAGAAGAACCAACCAAAAUUGUCUCAGAGUUUGGCGGUUUGAAUAUACAAGAUAACAUUGCUAAAAGUGUUUUGCUGUCAAAUCAGCAGUUACAAAACGUAACACAUAAUAACGCAAAUAACUCACAAUUACACAAAAAGAAGAAUAUUGAUUCAACGGAUUAUACUUACAAUAAGUUAAUUUUAGAUGGGAAUACCCAAUCACCCUCGUUUGAUAAAAUUGAUAUUGCAUUACAACCAUUAAAAACGAAGAUCGAAACAAUAUCAUUGGGUGUAGAACGUAAUAAUGAAGCGAAGGAUACAUUGAGUAGAAACUUGGUCAAUAUUUCGGCAAUAAAUGGUCAACUUUUCCACAAAUCGGCAGAGAGUAGAACUAUACGGCCAAAUUCCUUAAUGAAUAGGUCCAGCUCAUUUUAUUUACCUUCAUUUAAAAAUCAUACAUUUAAUAAUUCAACAUCUAAAGUAAUUAAUUUAACUGAUGUUAAUAACAUUUUUUUGGGUAACUUUAUGAACAAACAACGUGAAAGUUUGGACACUGCCAAUCAAAGUAGUAAAUUCAAUAGAACACAAAUAAUUACCAAAUUAGUAGAUAAUUCAAGCACAUCAUCCUCUAAUACAUACAAUAUGUUUAUAUUGAAAAUUAAAGUUCAAUUUAAUAAUAAAAGCAACAAUCUUGACAAGUAUCAUAAUAAUCAAAAUGUACGAAAAACUACUGUUCGUGUGCUAAAAAACGAUGACAAAGGAUUGGAAAAAAAUACUAAUAAAACGAACAUUGAUUUAAUGAAUAGAAAUGUAUUUAAUAGUGAAACUACUGAGUCAAAAUUCAGCUGUAAUAAUCGACAUCGUGGGAAAUAUUCUGAUAAAAAUAAUUGCCAAAAUUUUUACAUAUGCAUAGGAAGACGUGAACCAAUCUUUGGCGAAUGCCCUAAUAAAACAGUUUUUAGCGAAAUUUCAAAACAAUGCACUAAAAAUCUGUCACAUUGUAUCAGGAACAAUCAAUUUCAGUGUGUAUCACCAGGAAGGUUUAUUGAUAUUUUUUCCGAUCAGUUUUAUUACAUUUGUGUAAAAAAAAAAGAAGGGCACAUAAGAUUUAAAUUGAAAUGUCAGAAAGGAUAUCAUUUGAAUAAAACUAAUCUUCAAUGCGUUUUAGAUUUAUUUAAUGGGUCUAAGUCUAAUGAAGAUAGCACAAAGUUUGAUAGCGACAAAAGUACAACUGAAAGUAAAUCUAAAGAAGAUUCAAAAAGGAAGAACGAAGAAAUGAAAAAUUUCAAGGAUUUUGAAUGUAAAAAGGAAGGCAAAUUUGUAUAUCAGAACGAUUGUAGAAAAUAUUAUCAAUGUUCAAGAAGUAGUCGAACAGUUUUCCGCCGUAAGAUCAAAAAGUGUGAUUCCGACGAAGUUUUUAAUAAUGAAAAGAAAAAAUGCGUAGAUGAAGAGAGUUACGAAUGUAAAUAAUUAAGGAUAUAGUUAAUUAUUUAUUGCGUUUUUGUUGAAUUGAGUGGAGCUAUUUAUAAGCAAUGUCAAAGAUCUUUUACAUUACUAGUUAUUAUUUAAAAUUUUAUUUACAAUUU